Messenger RNA from Leptonychotes weddellii (Weddell seal), 1579 nucleotides. The record is from RefSeq and is a predicted model, not a curated record. NCBI's taxonomy places the organism in Eukaryota, Metazoa, Chordata, Mammalia, Carnivora, Phocidae.
UCGGGAAGUCCCGGCUGGGAAGACGUCGCACCCGGAAGUGAAGCGGCUCCGCGACGGAGCGGCAGGGCGCGCGGCAGUGCCCCAAGUAUCCCGCUUUCUCGGGAAGAAACCAUCGCAUCGGGUCAGCGCUGAGGCAGGCGAGUCCCUAGCGUGUAGGGGCAGCAUGCCAGCGGCACGUGGGGAGACUGUGCGCGAAGGGAUUCAGGCUGUAAUUUGAUACGCAGAUGGGAACUACAAUAUCCGUGGUGCUUCACGCCCUUCUAGCUGGCGCUCCCGCGCGGCGACGGCCUGAUGCACGCUGGGAUUUGUAGUCUAUUACACGGCCUUGCGCAUCCUACCUGGAAGGUGGGCCAGUGAUCAGUGCCAGUUCAGAUGCGGGUACAGGCCGAGAGGCCGCCGGUCCUCGACUAUUCCUGGUGCCUGUGUUGGUACUGCCCCUUCUUACCUUAACGUCUUGGAAGAGAGUGGCAUUCCUGCCCUGCAACUUUUGCUCCAGUGAGAGGAGUGGACAGCAGGCACCUGAGACCCUUGCUCAUUCUACUAUGCUUUCAGGCUACAGCCAUUGGCCUGGUUGACCAUGGCCCUUUCUGUGGAGACCGAGUCGCACAUCUACAGAGCUCUGCGCACUGCCUCUGGGGCUGCUGCCCACCUUGUGGCCCUGGGUUUUACCAUCUUUGUGGCUGUGCUUGCCAGGCCUGGCUCCAGUCUGUUCUCCUGGCACCCCAUGCUUAUGUCUCUGGCUUUCUCCUUCCUGAUGACCGAGGCACUGCUGGUGUUCUCUCCGGAGAGUUCGCUGCUGCGCUCCCUCUCACGGAAGGGCCGAGCACGCUGCCACUGGGUGCUGCAGCUGCUGGCCCUGCUGUGUGCACUGCUGGGCCUAGGUCUUGUCAUCCUCCACAAGGAACAGCUUGGCAAAGCCCACCUGGCCACGUGGCAUGGGCGGGCAGGGCUGAUAGCUGUGCUGUGGGCAGGCUUACAAUGCUCGGGUGGGGUGGGGCUGCUCUACCCUAAACUGCUGCCCCGAUGGCCCCUGGCUAAGCUCAAGCUGUACCAUGCCACUUCUGGGCUAGUGGGCUACCUUCUGGGUAGUGCUAGCCUCUUGUUGGGCAUGUGUUCACUCUGGUUCACCGCCACAGUCACUGGUGGGGUCUGGUAUCUGGCUGUGCUGUGCCCUGUCAUUACCAGCUUGGUCAUCAUGAAUCAGGUGAGCAACGCCUACCUGUACCGCAAAAGGAUCCAGCCAUGAGCUCCUCUCAGCCUAGAAGCCUGGAUAUGCCCCUCAGUGUAGUAGCUGGGGCUGGGACCUCCUGGAUUCUCUCAGCUGACUAAGUCAUGGGGACACCUCAGGCACUGGAGCAGUCUAGAAUAGGAGUCUUGUGUGUGACAUUUUUGCUUGCUCCUCAUCCUGGAGUGCUUCCCCUUUCCUUCUGUACUGUCCCAGAGGAGCUUAUGGAUGAUGUGUCCAGAUGAAGUUGGGGUUACAAGACUACUUCCCCGGCAACUCAACUCAUACUUGUACUGGUAUGUCCAGAAAUUACAGGAGACAAAAAGGCAAAAUAAAAAAGAAUGACUGAAAAGA